This is a messenger RNA of Tarenaya hassleriana, 1410 nucleotides long. Its product is annotated as 40S ribosomal protein S15-4-like. Gene Ontology annotation, cellular component: ribosome; cytosolic small ribosomal subunit. The transcript has 8 exons. The record is from RefSeq and is a predicted model, not a curated record. Lineage: Eukaryota; Viridiplantae; Streptophyta; Magnoliopsida; Brassicales; Cleomaceae. The coding region runs from base 24 to 1235 and encodes 403 amino acids. Gene Ontology annotation, biological process: ribosomal small subunit assembly; translation. Gene Ontology annotation, molecular function: DNA binding; RNA binding; zinc ion binding.
CUGAGAAUGCUGCGGAUGGAUCGAUGGCUCUCACCUGUUUCUACUGUGGGAAGAAGGGUCAUCACCUAUGGGAUUGCUCGGAGGCAACUGAUGCUGAACUCGAAGAUCUUAUGCAGAGCAUUAACGCUCAGAAAGGAGAAGAAAAAGCUUCUGGUUUAUGCAUGAGAUGUUUCCAGCUGAAUCACUGGGCUAUCAAAUGCCCAAAUGCUCCACAGCUCAAAAGCAGACAUCUCGAGGGGACGGUACCAGAGGCAAUCUCUGACGCUGUUCGAGUUCUUCGCUUGACUCGGACAGAUAUUUUCAGAUGGAUGAAUUCAAAGACAUCUGUAUCGAGUCUUGAAGGGUUCUUUCUGCGGUUAAGGCUCGGGAAAUGGGAAGAAGGACUCGGAGGAACAGGGUACUACGUAGCCUGCAUAACCGGUAAUACAGAGACAGUGGAAGAACAAGGCUCAAAGAGAUGGUCCGAGACAUCCAUCAUGGUUAACGUGUUAGGGACGACUUGUUUGGUCGAGUCUCUUCGGUAUAUCUCCAACCACGAUUUUCUUGAGGAGGAGCUGAAAGUGUGGUGGCGCCCCGCCGCUAAAAGUGGCGGCGGCGUUCCGUCAGAAGACGAGUUUAGUCGGAAAUUUCGGCAGAGAAAAAUGGUUUACUUCGUCCCGGCUCAUAUAAGUAAAGUCCUUCACAGAACACCUGAGUCAUCGUUCUCAUCCACAGCCGAAGCCACAAGUAUCGGGAGUUCCGUUCGUGUAGGUUUUAUCCAUCGACAAUAUCCAACAAUGGCGGACGUCGAACCAGAGGUUGCGGCGGCGGGACAGCCGAAGAAGAGAACGUUCAGGAAGUUCUCCUUCAGGGGAGUCGAUCUGGAUGCUCUUCUGGACAUGAAGACUGACGAGCUUGUUCAGCUGUUCCAUGCUCGUGCCCGUAGAAGGUUCAAAAGAGGUUUGACGAGGAAGCCGAUGGCUCUGGUUAAGAAGCUCCGUAAGGCGAAAAGGGAGGCACCGGCCGGUGAGAAGCCAGAACCAGUGAGAACCCACUUGAGGAACAUGAUCAUCGUGCCGGAGAUGAUCGGAAGCAUAGUCGGGGUGUACAAUGGCAAGACGUUCAACCAGGUCGAGAUCAAGCCCGAGAUGAUCGGUCACUACUUGGCGGAAUUCUCCAUCUCGUACAAGCCGGUUAAGCACGGUCGGCCUGGUGUUGGUGCCACCCACUCUUCCAGGUUCAUUCCCCUCAAGUGAGCUUUCUCAUGGCGAUUUAGGGUUUUUCAAUGUUCUCUCAGUGUUUUUGCUGGAGGAUCUUAUGAACUAUUUGGGACUUCAUCAGUUUUGACAUUUUUUCUGCGUCACUAUGAUAUUUACUGUUAUGUUUUUUAAAUGCGUGAAGAUUCUAUUUCUCUAAUGGGGGAGAAAAUUA